Trichophyton benhamiae CBS 112371 is the source of this 1521-nucleotide messenger RNA. RefSeq lists its product as uncharacterized. Lineage: Eukaryota; Fungi; Ascomycota; Eurotiomycetes; Onygenales; Arthrodermataceae. The coding region runs from base 1 to 1521 and encodes 506 amino acids. The transcript is spliced from 3 exons. The record is from RefSeq and is a predicted model, not a curated record. Gene Ontology annotation, cellular component: mitochondrion.
AUGUGCGCUUUGAAUGAACUGGCUCGGUUGGCUGCAAAUACCGUUGGUGCAAAGGAGGUCGUCAAUAUCGAAAAAUGCGCAGAUGGCCUUUUCAACAAAGCCUUCGUCUUCACCUUCGAAGAUGGAAAACAAGUAGUUGGGAAGAUUCCCAAUCCGAUUGCCAUUACUCCCCAUCUUACAACUUCUAGUGAAGUUGCAACUAUGGAGUUUAUGAGAACUGUGCUUAAGACUCCCGCUCCACGAGUCUAUGCAUGGAGCUCCAGAGUUGAUGGUAGCAAAAAUUCUGUGGGAGCUGAAUUCAUCAUCAUGGAGAAGAUUUCAGGCAUUCCAUUGGGAAAAGUCUGGGAGCGUCUCUCAGGAAGCGACAAGAUGAAGGUUCUAAUCAACAUCUUCGAAUAUCAGAAUGAAUGGGCGUCUGUUGCAUUCUCAAGAUUCGGAAGUCUAUACUACUCGGGAGAUGUAGACACCCUGCCUGCGGACUAUCUUUAUAUCGACAAGAAUGGGAAUCAAGUCAAUAACCCUAGAUUCGUCGUAGGACCAGCUUCACACAACGAAUGGUUUAUUCACGGACGGGAUUCCGUUAGCUGUGAUCGAGGACCCUUGAUUGACUAUAGGAAGGCAAUCGCCCAUCGAGAGAUCACGGCUUCUCGGUUAUUACCAUUCCCGAGACAGACCUUGCUGAUUUACGGCCCCCGUCCACUCUACUUACCAACUGUUGAGAAAAAAGUUGCAGCUUUGAAGUGCUCUUUACAGUCUUUGGAGACUUUUCUCUCUGAGGAUCCAGCUCUUCUCCGGGGCCAUCUCUGGCACACUGAUUUCCACCAUGAAAACAUAUAUGUGAACCCAGAGAAACCUACUGAAAUAACUGGAAUUAUUGACUGGCAAUCAACACCGAUAACGCCACUAUUCGACCAGCCCUUAGAUCUUCCAUUUGUGAACUAUGAUGGCCCAGAUAUCGGUGAAAAUCUCGAAAUACCUGUGUUGCCUGACGAUUUCCAAUCAAUGCAGGAGGAUGAAAAAAAGAAAGUCCACAAGAAUUACAUGGAUAAGUCUGCUGUGGUUGCAUGGCGUCUUCUUCUGAAGCACAAGAACCCGGCGUAUUACAGAGCUGUCUUGUUUAAGCGUACCCCUAUCGGAUUGACUCUAGAGCUGUCUCGUCAAGUCUUUACCAUCGGGGAAUCCUCUCUUCGCACUAUAUAUGCAGAAAUGGGAGAAGACUGGCAGGAGUAUGCGCCCAAAGGAUCGGACAUGAACCCUGUCCCAUGCCCUUUCAACUUUUCACAGGCCGAGAUAACAGAGAUUGAUGAGGAUGAAGAGGCCACAGCCAGUAGCACAAGGAUCGCAGCUCAGAUUCAAGAGCACCUGGGACCACUAUACCCUCACAAAGGUGUUAUUGAACAUGAAAACUACGAGGAAGUAAAGAAAAUUCUAGGAGAGAUUAAGCAGGAGGUCAUUGAACAUCUGUUCGAAUCCACAGAUGAUAUCCAAACAUUUGAUAGUCAGUGGCCAUACAGAGAUUAG